CACAAGUCGUGUAAACAGCAAGAGAAUUGCCUUGUUUUUUUCUCCGCGUCCACCCCCCAGCUGCGGAUGGGGCUGCGUUUGGUUUGUGCUGAAUAAAUAAAUUGUGAAGGAGAGCCAGAAUAUAAGCAAAAGGCGAAAAGGUGCAGGCAGCAACAAAAGAAGCGCACAAGAGUACGUGAGUGCUAGUGCGUCUCGUUGCGUACCUGUGUGAGUGGAGUGCGUGAGUGUGAGUGUAUAAGUGCCUUCAAAAUUGCUCAAUGGCCCACAAAACAGCAACGGAACGGCACUGACCAGAUAAAUAGCAUAAAAAAGAAAACAGUUUUCCUUUAGGGCACGUGAAAAUUGUGUGUGAGACUCCUCUGCGGAGAAAGUGCAGCAGCAGGCAGCAGCGGAUACAAAGUGAAAAGCAAACGCAAAGAAAUAUUUUUUGCUCAUUUUUCGAGCUUAUUUUUGUGAAAGUCAAGUCUGUGCGGUGGCAAGCACCUGGAGAGGCAGAGGCAGCUCUCUUUCUCUUUGCCACAUCUUUCUCUUGCGCGCAACAACAGCAAAAGUAAAAAGAGAGUUACAGUGAAGAACUUUGGCAGUUGAUUGAAUUUCCUGGCAGAUUGAAUUAUGGCCUUGAUCAAGAUGUCGCUGCCAUUGCCGGGCACGGCUAAGGACCUGUGCAGGAUCACCAUUUUGCUGUCGAGCCACGUUACAGUUAGCAGUUCCGCUCUGAGCCAGAAUGAGGCCACCAAUGCCGCCAAUGUCUGCGUCGACGGGAUUGCAGCCGAAUGAAGUGCAGUACCAAGUGCAGGCGCCUCAUCACCAGGUCCACGUCCACGCCCAUGCCACGCCACAGCAGCAGCAUCAGCAUCAGCAUCAGACGCAGACACAGCUGCAGCAGCAGCAGCAGAAGCAGCAGCAAAGAAUACACCAGAAUCCGAUAGAACUAGACGCCGACAGGAGUCUGCCACAGCAGAGGCACGCGACGCACAACUCAAAGCUGCUGCCGCCCCUGGAGCUUUUGGUAGAGAACAAGAUCAGCUACAGCGGCUCGGCCGUCACAUAUCACCACUCACCAGAUCUCAGAUCGCAUUCCCACGCCCAUUCCCGAGCAGCCAACAAACGCAAUUCCCUCAGCGCUCCAUCGUCCAGCGAGGAGUGUUGUGUGAGUGCUGCGAGGGAGAGCAUAUUUGAUGACGCCGCCGAGAACUUUGUGAUCAACUUUCCGGCGGAAUCAGCGGCCUCGUCGCAGCAGCAGCACCAGCCACUGUUGCCCCUGUCCGAGACGGUGCCCCUGUUGACACACAUCGAGGCCACUGUGGUGGACAAGCAGCGGUCCAUUCGGCUCAGCAAGAACAGCGCCUCGCUGAUCUUUACAAAGAAAGAGCUGGGUCAGGGCCACAGCCAGAGACGACAGCACCACAGCAGCCUCUACGGCGCUGGCGGGGAACGAACGACACGCAAGACGACAAAGCAUUUGCCGCCCACGCGCGGACAGCACCAGAGACGCAGUCUACCGCUUAGCUACAGCCACACGAACGCCAGCAAUCUGGUGACCACCGCCGGCACAAAUUACGCUCCCAACGGGGCAGGAACAGGUGCUGGUGCUGGUGCAGGUGCAGGAGGCAAGCUUGUGCCGCACAAGCAUCAUCAGCAUCACGGCCUGGGCCUCAACUCACCCACGGCUAACUCUGGUGUGGGUGCUGCUGUAGGCGGCGGUGGAGGAGGAGGCGCCGCACCGCCCACGGCCCACACGGCCCGCAAGCAGCUAUCCUACUCCUGGUACGCGCCCGUGUACAGUGCCCUCGAGGAGGAGCUUGAACAGGACUCGAGGGAUUCGUCGCCAAUUCACAAUCUGGCAAACACAAAGCAGCACCAACGCUCCGCCAGCCAAAAGGCCACCUCCGCCUCCGCUUCCGCUUCUGUCUCCGCCUCCAACGCUCUGCAUGCCACGUCCCAUCUCGAGGAGAACGCCCACGAGGCCGAGACGGUUGCUCUGCUGGAGACGCAGACACGCAACAAGAUCAUCAUUUCGUCGGCGAAUGGCGACGCUGGCGGAGCAAGCAGCCUCAGCGGAGGAGGAGGCGGCGGAGGCGGCGGAUCUGCAGGAGCCCUGGCUGGGGCUGGAGGAGCUGCCUAUGACCUGGAGAGCUCGCUGGGACUGUCCGGGGGCGGACAGCUGCCGCGGCGGCGUCGCUUCGAGAACUUUCUCAAGUCUCUCGUGGGACUCAAGGCCAGCAGCAGUCGAGAGCGGGAGCGGGAGCGGGAAAAGGAUCGGGAGACUGGCCUGCAGCGUCCAGCCUCGCCAGAGAUACGCAUCACACGCACACCCUCGGAGCAGGACGUGGUCCUCAGGGAUCCAGCCGGCCGCCAGCAGUUAGCCAAUGGCCAUCCCAGGGGCAGCAUCAGCAUCAGCGGCUCGAGCAGCUCCCUGAAUGUUGUCCAGCACAAGCUGUGGCACAUCAUGCGGCGCGAGGGCAGCGCCAGCAGCCUCCACCAGGAGAAGUCCCAGUCCAUUGUCCAGUACACGGGACUGCGCAAAUGCGAGACGGUGCUGGCCCUCACACGGCAGGGCCAGAGCCACAGUCAGCACGGUCUAAGCCUGUCCCAGAGCCGAAGCCAGGGCCACUCGAUGGCCGGUCAUGGCAGUGGGAUCUUCAGCAGCGCCGGCAUCGAGCAGAUACGACCGCUCAAUCGGCUGCGGAACAGCGUGAACAGCAUCAACGGCCAUGGCGGUGUUGGGGGCGUUGGCACCUGCUCGCGCUGCUCCAGUCUGCUUUCCCUGGCUGCAUCCGGAUCGCGCUACUCACUGGCCAAUGGAUUUGUGGCUCGCCCGGACUCGGCAGCCGGCGGAGAUGAGGAGCAGCCGCACAUCAACGUAAAUGCCCAGAUCCGACUCAGCGGCGGAGCAGUGUCAGCACCAUCCAGUAGCCCCAGUCCACCGUCCAAUGUGACCACGGCCACGCUCCAUUCCAGCUCCAACAAUAAACUGUUCCAUGCCAUGGAAGGGGAGCAGCACCAGCAGCACCAGCAGCAUCAACAGCAGGAGGAACAACAGCAGGAACAGCCAACACCGACUGGCGGGGAACUCGGUCCAUUUGGCACCCAUCACGCCUAUCCUUUGACCGUCAGCUCCCUGCUGUCGAUGGCCAGUGCCAAUCAGGCGGCCCAGGCCUGUUGCGUGCGGGACGGCAUCACCCUGCAACGCCGCGAGAUGCUCGCCUCCGCGGAUGUCACACCCUCGGCCACGCCCACCAGCAAUUUCCAGCCCUUCACCUGCAAGCUGUGUCUGAUCGACGUAGAGGAUGCGGCCGAGGCCAUGUCCCUGCUGCAGUGUGACUGUCAGUUCUGCAUCGAGUGCAUGCGCGCCUAUGUGGAGUUCGAGAUAUCCGAGGGCGCCUAUGAAAUCUCCUGUCCGGACGCCAAGUGCCCGGCACAGGGCGCCCUCUCCCUUCCCGAAAUUGCGAAUCUAACCACAACGAAUCUAUUGAAGAAGCAUCAUCGCUAUCGUCUGAAUCGAGAAAUCGAAUUGGACAAGACACGCACCUGGUGCCCCCGUGCUGGCUGCGAGACAAUCUGCAUGGUGGGCGGAGCAGCGCAUGGACAAACUAGCGCCAUUUGCCAAAUGGACGAGUCGCCAUCGACAUCACAGAGUUACACACCGCAGCUAGAGGCAGGCGGUGGCGUCGUCGUCGGCGUAGGAAGCGAAGGUGGACCUAGUUCAGGUGCAGCCGUACUCUCAGUGUCCGUGCACUGCCCCUCCUGCAAGGACGAGUUCUGUGCGCUGUGCAAGAAGGCUUAUCAUCCGAACAUAAACUGCGAGGAAUUCGGUCGCCGCCUGAUUGCCGAUGGCCAGGACGAUAUUGGCAUACCGUUUGACAAUGAGCUCAUCAAGUGCUGCCCCAUGUGCGCAGUGCCCAUUGAGAAGGACGAGGGCUGUGCCCAGAUGAUGUGCAAGCGUUGCAAGCACGUCUUUUGCUGGUACUGCCUGGCUAGUCUAGACGACGACUUUCUGCUGCGCCACUACGAUAAGGGUCCGUGCAAGAACAAGCUGGGCCACUCGCGGGCCUCUGUUGUGUGGCAUCGCGCCCAGGUCAUUGGGAUCUUUGCUGGCUUUGGGAUUCUGUUGCUGGUGGCCUCGCCACUACUUCUGUUGGCCGCCCCCUGCAUCAUCUGCUGCAAGUGUCGCGGAUGCAGUGGUUCAAAAAUUGACGAGGUGGAUGCCGAGCUGGAGGAGGAGGUCACCGCCUUGCAGGGCUAGGCAGAGGAACUCCUAUAGGCUCGGCGUCGCAUCAUCAUGACGAAACGAACCGAGACGAGACGAGAAGAGAAGAGACGGAGUUAGGCUUCGACAGUUGCCACCUGUAAGGGUGGGUAGCUGGCUGUAAAUGCAGCAUCUGCCGGUAGCAUCUAUUGUUAAUGACGAGCAGCUUACGUACAUUUACACUUAUUUUAGUUAUUAUAAUUAUAAUUGUAUAUGUGUUAACUAAAUUGUGAUAUUUACAGUGAUUCGAUUUCUGAUUGAAUCGACAAAUUUGUUGAGAACCUAUACAAAGACAAGGCGCCUUCGAUUCUUUUUGGGUUCUUUCUUAAUAUAUUCUUUCCACCCACUACUACACGUAUAUACAUACAUACAUGUAUGUACAUGCAUAUAUUUGACUAAAUCAAUCUGUAUACAUCAUUAGGUCCUCUUUCUAGUGCGUAAGUUAGCCUAAAUCUAUUACGCAGGUGUAUGCCUCGUAGUUCAACCUGUGCUUUUAAUCAUGCCAACACCCGAGACACCCCCAAAACCCAAAACCUGUAAACCACGAUACCGGAACCACAUUCGCACCCCAAACCCACUCUCUCAAGUAUUACACAUGCAAAUAACGAAUCCGAGUAGCUAAUUUCGGGUACAUUUGUUCAACGGCUUGGCAAUGCUUUUAUCUACAUACAUACAUACACGCCCACACAUACAUAUAGAAAUACAAUAUACUUGCAUAUAUAAUGCAUAUAUAGGAGGUGUAUAUGUCACUACUACUGUUUAUUGAAUGUAUUUAAAUGUAAAUGUUAUAUGCAGCUAAAACAAAUGUACGACAGAUAUAUAACUGCGGACAGAGCACGCGACCGGGCCGUGUGCAGGCAGGGCUUGAUUAAUGUAAAUUAUUGAAUUAUUUAAUGCAUAUACACUCAAAUAUACAUACAUAUAUCAAAAUACGUUUAACAUAAUAUGCGUGUAUAUUUCAAGGAAACAUAUUUAAAAUCUACUCUUAAUGUGAACAACUACCGCGUAUGCUGUUUCAAAUAAAAAUGUUAAAAGAAAACGCGCGCUCUUUGAUCUUUUUGCUGUUAUUUGUUAUCGAUGGGCUAUUGCAGCCCUUUCCGUCAAGACAAUUGACAUA
Molecule: messenger RNA, 5366 nt
Organism: Drosophila obscura
Lineage: Eukaryota; Metazoa; Arthropoda; Insecta; Diptera; Drosophilidae
Product: pneumococcal serine-rich repeat protein
Biological process (GO): protein polyubiquitination; ubiquitin-dependent protein catabolic process; positive regulation of proteasomal ubiquitin-dependent protein catabolic process
Cellular component (GO): cytoplasm; ubiquitin ligase complex
Molecular function (GO): zinc ion binding; ubiquitin conjugating enzyme binding; ubiquitin protein ligase activity
Source: RefSeq, a predicted model, not a curated record